Molecule: messenger RNA, 2667 nt
Organism: Closterium sp. Yama58-4
Lineage: Eukaryota; Viridiplantae; Streptophyta; Zygnematophyceae; Desmidiales; Closteriaceae
Source: the annotation of a GenBank genome assembly
AUGGAUCUGCAUAUAUCUCUCGCCUUUCAGCUCGCGUCUAGCACUCGUGAACCCACUUCACUCCCUCAUCACCCCAUCUCUCUCACUUAUCACCCCAUUUCCGUCACUCAUCACCCCAUCUCCCCCACUCAUCACCCCAUCUCACUCACUCAUCAUCCCAUACACUUCACUCAUCAACUCAUCUCCCUCACUCAUCACCCCAUCUCCCUCGCUCAUCAUCUCAUUUCCGUCGCUCAUCACAUCAUCUCCCUCAUUCAUCACCCCAUCUCCCUCGCUCAUCAUCUCAUUUCCGUCACUCAUCACCUCAUCUCCGUCACUCAUCACCCCAUCUCCCUCGCUCAUCAUCUCAUUUCCGUCAAUCAUCACCUCAUCUCCCUCACUCAUCAUCCCAUCUACUUCUCUCAUCAACUCAUCUCCCUCACUCAUCACCCCAUCUCCCUCGCUCAUCAUCUCAUUUCCGUCACUCAUCACCUCAUCUCCCUCACUCAUCACCCCAUCUCCCUCGCUCAUCAUCUCAUUUCCGUCUCUCAUCAACUCAUCUCCCUCAUUCAUCACCCCAUCUCCCUCGCUCAUCAUCUCAUUUCCGUCACUCAUCACCUCAUCUCCGUCACUCAUCACCCCAUCUCCCUCGCUCAUCAUCUCAUUUCCGUCAAUCAUCACCUCAUCUCCCUCACUCAUCAUCCCAUCUACUUCUCUCAUCAACUCAUCUCCCUCACUCAUCACCCCAUCUCACUCGCUCAUCAUCUCGUUUCCGUCACUCAUCACCUCAUCUCCCUCACUCAUCACCCCAUCUCCCUCGCUCAUCAUCUCAUUUCCGUCACUCAUCACCUCAUCUCCCUCACUCAUCACCCCAUCUCCCUCGCUCAUCAUCUCAUUUCCGUCUCUCAUCAACUCAUCUCCCUCAUUCAUCACCCCAUCUCCCUCGCUCAUCAUCUCAUUUCCGUCACUCAUCACCUCAUCUCCGUCACUCAUCACCCCAUCUCCCUCGCUCAUCAUCUCAUUUCCGUCAAUCAUCACCUCAUCUCCCUCACUCAUCAUCCCAUCUACUUCUCUCAUCAACUCAUCUCCCUCACUCAUCACCCCAUCUCACUCGCUCAUCAUCUCAUUUCCGUCACUCAUCACCUCAUCUCCCUCACUCAUCACCCCAUCUCCCUCGCUCAUCAUCUCAUUUCCGUCUCUCAUCAACUCAUCUCCCUCACUCAUCACCCCAUCUCCCUCGCUCAUCAUCUCAUUUCCGUCACUCAUCACCUCAUCUCCGUCACUCAUCACCCCAUCUCCCUCGCUCAUCAUCUCAUUUCCGUCAAUCAUCACCUCAUCUCCCUCACUCAUCAUCCCAUCUACUUCUCUCAUCAACUCAUCUCCCUCACUCAUCUCCCCAUCUCUCUCGCUCAUCAUCUCAUUUCCGUCACUCAUCACCUCAUCUCCCUCACUCAUCACCCCAUCUCCUUCAAUCCUCACCCCAUCUCCCUCACUCAUAAGCCCAUCAUUCCCGGUAUUAUGGGUGCUGCCCCUAUUUCACAACAGGGGGAUGAUUGUAAAGGACCCAUACGUGUUUUCAUGCGCUCGCCAACCAUUCUCUCGCACUCAUCCAACCCAUCUCCAUCACCCGCACUUCCAUCUCUUACGCUCAACAGUCCAUCCUCCUCACUCCCCACCCCAUCCUUCUCGCCCAUCAGCUCCAUACUCCUCCCUUUCCAUCCCAUCUCUCUCACUCAUCGGUCCAUCCUCCUCCCUUCCCAUCCCAUCUCUCUCACUUAUCAGUCCAUCCUCCUCCCUUCCCAUCCCAUCUCUCUCACUCAUCAGUCCAUCCUCCUCCCUUCCCAUCCCAUCUCUCUCACUCAUCAGUCCAUCCUCCUACCUUCCCAUCCCAUCUCUCUCACUCAUCAGUCCAUCCUCCUCCCUUCCCAUCCCAUCUCUCUCACUCAUCAGUCCAUCCUCCUCCCUUCCCAUCCCAUCUCUCUCACUCAUCAGUCCAUCCUCCUCCCUUCCCAUCCCAUCUCUCUCACUCAUCAGUCCAUCCUCCUCCCUUCCCAUCCCAUCUCUCUCACUCAUCAGUCCAUCCUCCUCCCUUCCCAUCCCAUCUCUCUCACUCAUCAGUCCAUCCUCCUCCCUUCCCAUCCCAUCUCUCUCACUCAUCAGUCCAUCCUCCUCCCUUCCCAUCCCAUCUCUCUCACUCAUCAGUCCAUCUCCAUCACUCUUCAAGCCAUAAUAUUCGGAAAUCCCUACCGUGCACUGCUUGUGGAAGUCAUGCACGCGCUAGACCUCGGCAUCUUCAUGCACAUCGUGUCAUGCAUUCGAGUCAUGUACAAGGAUGACACGAAAGUGUUGAAGGCUCUUGACAAGGCCCUGCAGGAUCUGGGUGAUGCAACCCGCAUCUCGGGAUUCCGUAUUCCAAAAAAGGAUAAAGGCGGCUAUUUUUCUGGUGCUGCGAAGUUCCAGGCAUUCGAGCACCGCGCCGUGAUGCAGGUCGUAACCAUCGUGCUUGCUGGCAUAGUGGAUCAGAAGAUUGUCGAUGCAGUCGCGGCGUUUGUGGACUGCUACAUGCUGACAUGCAGAAGAUGGUAUCACACCGACGGCACGUUGUCCGAACUCGACAGUGCCAUCAAAAAGUAUGGACGCAUCUUCAAGCCUCGCUUUCUUUUCCUGCCCCUAUUUGUCCAUCCUUGA